This is a messenger RNA of Manduca sexta (tobacco hornworm), 955 nucleotides long. RefSeq names its product ubiquinone biosynthesis protein COQ4 homolog, mitochondrial (gene Coq4). Gene Ontology annotation, biological process: ubiquinone biosynthetic process. NCBI's taxonomy places the organism in Eukaryota, Metazoa, Arthropoda, Insecta, Lepidoptera, Sphingidae. The record is from RefSeq and is a predicted model, not a curated record. Bases 103 to 846 code for a protein of 247 amino acids. The transcript has 3 exons. Gene Ontology annotation, cellular component: mitochondrion; mitochondrial inner membrane.
UCUGACUUUAGCCAAUUCUCUGUGCAAAUAAUAAAAAAAAAUAUUUGACAGUCCAUAACAAAGUUCUUUUUAUGCAAAUUUUCAAUAAAAAUAUUUACGAAAAUGCAUUCCUUAAUAAUAUUUCGACGGUGCUCUAGUCACAUAAUGCGAAAUAGCAGUUUUUAUGAAGAAAUGCAAAGGAAUUUUAUCCCUACAUCUACGUUUCAAAAAACUUUGUUAUCAUGGGGAUCAGCUGCUGUAGCACUCUUAGAUCCCUAUCGGGGUGAUAUGAUUGCCUGCAUGGGUGAAGUCACAGGAGAAAGAGCAAUCAAAUACAUGCGACAAAAAAUGCUAGACACGACUGAAGGUGCGGAAAUUCUAAAAGAAAUGCCGCGCAUAAAUUCUCAAACAGUUUCUUUUGAAAAACUGUCACAGAUGCCUAUUAACACUUUAGGACGAGUGUAUGCAGAUUUUAUGAAGGAGAAUAACAUAACUGCGGACUCAAGACUACCAGUCCAGUUCAUUGCUGAUCCUGAACUAGCAUAUGUUAUGCAACGGUAUAGGGAAGUUCAUGAUUUAGUACAUGCUUCCCUAUUUAUGAAGACAAACAUGCUGGGUGAAGUAACUGUAAAAUGGGUAGAAGGCAUUCAAACAAAGUUACCCAUGUGUGUUGGUGGUGGCAUUUGGGGUGCUGCGAGACUACGAACAAAACAUCGGCAAAUGUACUUAAAGUAUUAUUUGCCUUGGGCAAUCAAGACUGGAAACAAUGCAAAGUUCCUGCAAGGUAUUUACUUUGAAAAGCGCUGGGAUCAGGAUAUUGAUGACUUUCAUAAAGAGAUGAAUAUUGAAAAAUUCAUCAAGAAAUAGACUUCUGUGUUCAAUGCUGAAAAUAAUUUGUUAUGAUUGUUAUUUGUUAUUUAUGUGUAUAAAUUAGAAUUAAUAAGACAUAAUAUAACCUUUUCAUAUUAAAAAUUUA